Sycon ciliatum is the source of this 18295-nucleotide messenger RNA. RefSeq lists its product as uncharacterized. The transcript is spliced from 54 exons. Gene Ontology annotation, biological process: Notch signaling pathway. Gene Ontology annotation, molecular function: Notch binding; calcium ion binding. The record is from RefSeq and is a predicted model, not a curated record. The coding region runs from base 166 to 17547 and encodes 5793 amino acids. NCBI's taxonomy places the organism in Eukaryota, Metazoa, Porifera, Calcarea, Leucosolenida, Sycettidae.
CGGAGUACUACCCACAUCACUACAGAAGACUUUGAAAGCGGCUUUCCGGCAUCGCGCUGGUUAGUUAGUUCCGGAGUCACCGCCGAUACCACUUGCGGCCCAAUAGUGGAUGGCAAUGCAGCCCGCUUUGGGACUGGCACUAAGCGUGUCCUGGAGACGAACGAUAUGUACCUAUCGGCUGGCUCCAUUGCGUCCUGGUACUUCAUGAACGCCCCAACACCAUGCAGGCCACCCACGUCUAGCACCUAUCAGGUCUAUUUUGAAUACAGUGUGAAUGGUGGUCAGUCAUGGACGCGCAUCACAACCAUGUAUUACUAUUCAUAUCGCACGUCGGCGUCGCAGCUCAACUACGCCAUCCCAGCCGGCGCACAGGACAAGACGGCGAGAUUCCGCUGGCGCAACUCGGCCACCGGAACCGCGUACUCCGUGGCUCUCAUCGACAACGUGUACAUCGGCAACCCGGUCAAUGUGUCAACGUCGCCGCUCCUGGAGACGUUCGACACCACUGCAAGUGGCUUGAUAGCGUCAACGUCUCACGGCACACAGGCGACCUACUGCUCCAGCAGCGGCAAGACGUUGCUAAUGCAGCAGAGCACGGGCGUGAAGUACUACGCGACCUCUGCGCUCAGCCUCAAACCCGUCGCGCUGCCAUCGACUGGCGACUCCAUGGUUCAGUUUGAUCUGUACAUGGGCGUGUGCUCUAGCACACAGGUGACCACCACGCUGUCAUACAUGCGCAUUGGCAUCAGCACCCUCCCGUCCACGUCCCUAUCCACGCUGCGCGCCUUUGUUAGCCAAGACUACGGCAACUUCUGGCAUCGCGUGUCUGUCGUACUGCCCGGCGGAACGUAUGGCGGGAAGACCGUGUUUCUGUCGCUUUACCAGACGAACGGGGAUAGUACGACGGCGGGCAGACAAAUCUCCAUCGAUAACCUCUACGUCGGAGCUUCAUGUCCUAAGCAAUGUUCGGGCCAUGGCACCUGUCAGACCAGUGUCACGUGUAAAUGUGACACUGGUUACUCAGGAUUGGACUGCAGCAAUGUCACCACCACCACCAACCCGACCUACCUCAAGGAAACGUUUGACGGCGCAUCGCUCAGCUCGCUAUGGCAACCGCCCGUAGCCAUGACGGUCACCAGCUCCUUGUGCGGCAGUUCCAUUUCGUCCGGGGCCUACAUCGCCGCCACGCAGCGCUCGUACGUACGCAAGCUGGAAACCGUCGACAUGGACCUGUCGAACGCUGCGCCGUACGUGAACUUCCGCUACCUGAACGGGUACGGCUCGUUCAGCGGCCAGAGCUCGCAGUGCCGUAUCAUGUCCAGCUCUAGUUACCAAGUACGAGUGCAGUACUCAAUCGACGGCGGCAAUACCUGGUCGACGAUGACGAACCUUUACUACUACAACUACCGGUCUGCGACAGACGUCACCGUCAUUCUGCCCGUGGCUGGCCGUAGCAAGGCCACUCGCAUUCGCUGGUACCAGGGCUCCACAUCGCUGACAUCGGCCCUAUCAUUCUCUGCCACCUACCAAUCCUGGUCCGUGGACAACAUCGUCAUUGGCUCGCAAGCUGGUGCUGUGUCUGGCAACGGCACGGCCUUCUCGGAAACGUUCCAGUCGUUCACGGGAGGACAGUGGCGAAGCAUUGCCAACGGAGCGGCAAAGUCCUACUGUUCUAGUGCAAGCACGUCUCUCGUCUUCGACUCGUCAGGCGUGGCGAGCAGCCAGGGCGCACAGCGCUAUGCGGCCACUGAGAUCGUCCCAGUCCAGCUGCAGCCGGUCAUCACGCCAACGGAGAUGUUCAACACACUGCCCGCAGGCUGGCAGGUGACAGGCGGUGUGCUGAGCAAGUCCUGUGGUCUGAGUACGUCCGGCCUCAUCUUCAACGGACCGGGGCCACGUAACGUGGUGUCACGGUCGUAUGACACGCGUAGCACCACCACACUGCGAUUCCAGAUGACACAGGGCGGCAAUGGGUGUGAUGGUUCAGACACGUACGACGAGAGCGUCUCUGUGUUCUACAGCGUGUCGGGAGCUGUGCCUGUCCUUCUGCACACUUACCCCUACAACGCAUCAGCAGCUCUCACGGCACGCACCAUAUUCCAAACACUGCCAACUGCUGCAAGAGCCGCAUCCGUGCGCUUCACUUGGUAUCAGAAGUCGAACAGCGGCCCUAAUCUGGACUUGUGGGGUAUUGACAAUGUGUUGCUGGAGCAAAUCCUGAGCGGCACUACACAGUAUUUCAUGCAGUUUGAUUUCAUCAGCAGCUGCCCAAGCUCUACCGCUGUAUCCAGCACCACCAACUAUCCGAUUGUCGUGGAGUAUGCCAAUAUGACCGCAUUCAGCAGCUCUCCAGUGUGGAAGUCCGUGCAACCGGCAUGCAAUCAGCAAAGCCGUCCGGCGGGAUGUGUAGCAAAUCAGUACACGUCAGGUUCCACGUUCACUUCCAUAACGCACGGAUGGCGUCGGGUCACAAUGCCUCUCAGUCCGACUUACGCCGUGUCCAAGCGUAUGCAAUUCAGAUGGCGGCAGCAGAGCUUCAUCGCCACCACACCUACAUGGGCUAUUGACAAUGUGUAUAUUGGAGCCGAGUGUCCAGCCAUGUGCAUGGGUCAUGGUCGAUGCAUUGCCGCAAAGUGCCAAUGUGAUCCUGGCUUUGGUGGCAGCACAUGCACGCCUACUGCACAGCUACGAACCGAAUUGAAAGAAGCUUUCGACUCUGGAUUUGAUGCCAAGAAGUGGCUCUACUGGUCCGGAAACUCGUCCAUCAGCAGUGGACGCUGUGGCCCACUGCAAGGCAAGUACUCGCUGCUGUUCAGCAAUGCAGGCGUUCGCGAGGCUGUGACCGUCGACAUGGACACAAGUGACGCCGUCCACGUGGAGUUUGUACUGCGCAUGGGUCAGUACAGCGGCUCCACCUGCGACCGACCGGACAACUCUGGAGAAACUGUCGUCGUGCAGUAUUCCGACAAUGGUGGUGCAGUGUGGGUGAACCUUUGGACCACCACAUGCACAACGUGUUGGAACAAGGCGCCGACCGAGUCCAUCGUCACAGUACUGCCCAGUGCUGCCAAGACCAAGGCUACGCGCUUCAGGUGGUGGCAGCCGCAGAACGGCGGCACGGCACAGGACGAGUGGCGUGUGGGUAACAUCUUCAUCGGCGGCAAGUCCAGCAACGAGGUGUUGCUUUACGACACGUUUGAUCCUAGUGUAUCGGACGGCAACUGGCUCUUCCAUCCCAACGGCAUUCUGAAGACAGGCGAGUGCUACCGCAAUACCUCGCAGAAGAACUCGCUGGUCUUCUCGGAGAGCAACGGUGCGCGCCUGCUGUACACUCGCGACCUGAACGUAACCAAGGACACGUUCAUCCAGUUUGACUUCAUGACCAGCUGCCUGGGCCCGUUCGUUUCUCACUCGUUCGACAUUCGCCUGCAGUACAGCACCAAUCAUGGACAGACGUGGAUCGACGUUGGACCGGCGUGUACCUCUUCCUCCACUACAUCCUGUGUCACGGGACCUGUUCAGACGUCCUACCUUCUGGCGGGAGAGUUUGACAUCUGGAGAUCCGUCACCACCAACCUGCCCUCAGCAGCGGUCACGAAGUCAACCCGUUUCCGCUGGUAUCAAGCCCUGACCACCGGCAACACAUGGGCUAUUGACAAUGUGUUUGUUGGCUCGGGCUGUGCCAACUACUGCUCCGGCCAUGGCAAGUGUCAGCCGAGUUUGAGCAGCUCAUCCACGGGCACUACCUAUUGUGCAUGCGACGACGGCUACAGUGGAGCAGACUGUUCCAACUCAAACGUUCCAACGCCGACCACCUUCGCGGAGGAGUUUGACAACGACCCGAAAAAGGCCAAGUGGAGUCGCAUCAUCGGUUACACCCUGGGCGCUGGCUGCGGCACUCUCUCGCAGGGCUACGCGGCAAACUUCGACAAGGGCGGACUGCGCACCGCCGAGACACAGGAUAUCAACACGACAGCCAUCGAUGAAAUCCGGUUUUCAAUCGUGGUGGGCAGCACCAGUACGACCUCGACCACAUGCCGCAGAUCAAUAUACACUGGCAACAGUGUACUCUUCCAGUACAGCAACGACGCCAGCAUCACCUGGGUCACAAUGGCAACGUACUCGCAGAACACGUACACGGCGCGCACCGUUACCGUGGCGAUCCCGAGCGCGGCCAAGACGCCGCGCACGCGAGUUCGCUGGAUUCAGCCGUACAACCAGGGCGCCAACCUCAACCAGUGGGCCAUCGACGGCAUCUCAGUGCGAUCGGUGCCAUCGUUCAGUGGAUUCACGGAGGACUUCACCAGUUCGAGCAGCUAUGCAAACACGUUCUCAACGCCAGUGGCUGGAGUCGUGUCGGCAGCCGGCUACUGCAAUCGCAAGCCAGCCGUUUACUUUGCCCAGGGCAGAGCGAACAGCAUUCGAUCUGCCAGGUUAAAUCUAGGCAAGUAUAAGGGCUCCGCCACGCCUGCCGUCGUUCAAUUCUGGCUCAACAUGGGCUGCGGCGUUUCGUUCGGCACCUCGAUCAGCUACAACGUAAAGUUCUACUACCAGAUUGGCAACGGAGCCAGUAACUACGUUAUUCCGCAGUGCGGCUAUGCCUGCACAGGCAACAAGACCUACCAAUCGAGUAUGUAUUGGCAAGCGUUCCAGACGUGGCGUCGGGUAACAUUCAUCCUCCCCGACGCGGUGCUCGUCGACGGUGUCUAUCUGAGCUGGAACCAGUCUUCCGCUUCAACAUCGACAAAAUGGGCCAUGACGGACGUGUUCAUUGGCCAGUGCAAGGAUGCAUGCAGUGGACAUGGCAGCUGCACCUCUACUGGCUGCAAAUGUGACAGUGGCUACAGCGGGGCAACGUGCACGAUUGCCACCGGCAAUUCCAAGACGUUCUCGGACACGUUCAGCUCCACCACCAUCUCAACUACCCGGUGGCCCACCGUGGCUGGUGGUUACGUGGGGACGGCUUGCGCCACCAACUCUGGUGCCAGUCUGCUGUUCAGCGGAGGCUACAUUCGCUAUGCCAUCACUGAGGACUUGGACUUGACCACGGCCACGAGAUUCACGUUCUACGUACGUCUAGGAUCCACAUCCAGUUCAACGUGUGAGGAUCCUGAUCAGCCUGAAGAGAGCGUCAUAUUCUCCUUCUCUACCAACGGUGGUGUCACCUGGAACAACGUGCGUUCAUUCAAGGACGGCUCAUUCACUACCGGAACAUUAAUCACCGUUGCCCUGACGACUGCGAUGAAGAAGACGGCGGUGCGUUUCCGCUGGUGGCAGCCAGCAAACUCGGGACCGACGUUUGACCACUGGGCUAUUGACACCAUCACUAUAUUAUCACCUGUGCCGAACCCGACAUCUCUGGCGGAGACUUUCUCCUCGACUUCGACGUCAAGCUUCCAGAGGGUCACCGGUCGCUCGACGGCCACGACGUACUGCAGCCGCAGCGGCGUGUGGACAUUCAGUGGCACCACCACUCUCACCACCAUACGGCUGGACCUGGCAGCGGGCAGCAGCACGGUACCCACAACGCUUCAGUUCAUGUACGACCUGGAGUGCGGCGCGGCCACCACGUCCCUGCUGACACUGCAGGGCUACAAGCCGACCACCAAUCACAUUCCGCUGGUGCCUCUGUGCUGGAACGACAGGACAAAGUGUCCCAACCAGUACAUCUUCCCCACCACCUACAUGUACACGGGCGGCUGGCAGUGGGUGACCAUCGACCUCACCAAGCUAAGCUUUGGCACAAGCCAGGUGACGUUCACGUGGAGCCGCACAGGACGAUGGGCCAUCGAUAAUCUCUUUAUUGGACAAUGCACAAACGCAUGCAGCGGUCAUGGACAGUGUUUGUCGACGGGAGGCUGCAGCUGCUGGAACGGCUUCACUGGUGCGUCAUGCCAGAUUGCGCCCGCGCUCUCGACCAGCUUCACCGAGUCGUUCUCGAGCACAGUGGGCUCGAUCUUUGCGGAGAGCGUCGGCGGUCGCAUAGCGAGCGUCUGCGGUACCGUGUAUUCUGGCAGUUCGCUGGUUUUCACCGGAACGGGCACUCGCUAUGCUGUCACCACAGACCUGGACACUCGCCCGUCCACCACCUUGAGUUUCUACAUAGCCAUUGGAGGAUCGUGUGAAACGGCUGACGGUGGCCAAGAGGAUGUUGCACUGCAGUACACCAACAAUGGUGGAGUGGACUGGGUCAGCAUUCAGGGCGUUGCGACGGGUUCUAAAACCGCACGUGUGUCCAUCACCAUUCCCGCUGCCGCCAAGACGGCCGCCACACGCUUCCGCUGGAUCCAGGGAAGCAAUUCAGGCAGCGGUUUCGACGGCUGGGCCAUCGACCAGGUAGUGCUCGGUGCUAACAUCAAACUGCCGACCCAGCUUGUCGAGAAUUUUGAAGUGCCCAGCCAGAGUCGCCAGAACCUGCUCUUCUCCAGCACAGCAUACACCAUCACGGGCGGAGUGUGUGGCUCAAGGACGGGACAAUCUCUGAACUUUGUGAAUCAGGCUAACCAGUGGGUCACCACUAAAGACCUGGACACACGAACAGCCACCUACAUUCAGUUCUAUCUGAUGAUCAGCUGUGGAACGACAGUACAAGGUGCCAACAUCUCUCUGCAGUAUUCCACAGACCUCGGCGCUACGUACCAACGUGUCGUGGACGGCUGCAUUGUCGGCCAAGCGUCCUGCGUCGGCGGAUCAACCAACUACCAAUGGUCCUCCGACUACUUCCCUGGCGAGUUUAGCAACUGGAAACGUGUGUCUGUUCCGCUUCCGGCCAGCGUCAGGGCGAACGGUGUACGAUUCCGCUGGCAGCAGUCCGGUGCAACAUACAGCUGGUCCCUCGACAGCGUCUUUGUCGGCGUGUGCGCGGGCGGAUGCACAAACGGUGGCGCCUGCCAAGCCAACGGAACUUGCAAGUGUGACGUGUUUACUGUGAAUAGCAACACCACAGUGGUGAUGUCUGGCGCGGACUGCUCCAAGAGCAACUUCACGUUCCCAACUACAAUCCUGGAUACGUAUGAUUCUGAGGCCACCAGCGGAGCUAACUGGGUCUCGGCAUCGGGCUACACGUUUGGCACGCGAUGCGGUACUCUGUUCUCCGGUGGCAGCGCCUCCUUCGAUCAGGAUGGACCAGACCGGCGCGAGGCAACCAGCGUGGACAUUGACACGCGCACUGCGGAGAUCAUGACGUUCUUCUUCCGCAUCGGUGGCUCCGGCUCUUGUGACGGUGCUGAGGUCAACGAGGAUGUCCUCCUGCUCGCCUCGCUAGACUACGGCAUGACCUGGACGUACUGGAAGACCCUGGGUUACAACCAAUACCCGUACAAUCCCCUGGUCCCGUCUCAAGUUCAGUUUGCGAUACCAAUGAAGUACCGCACGGAUCACAUUCGCUUCCGCUUCUGGCAGACGCAGUUCACGGGCGCCAACUUCGAUGUUUGGGCAGUUGACAAUUUCUACAUCGGACCCGGCACGGCCCCGCUACCGACCUCCUUGGUAGAUAACUUCAACACGGGUGUGUCUACCGGCUGGCUGUGGUACCCCGGUGGUGUCCGCGGCUCGUCGUGCCCCGGGACGCAGGGCUCUGCGCUGGACUUUGCUGCCACGCUCGACGGUGCCUUCCACUUUGCGGAGACCGUGCCGAUGAACGUGAAUGCUAACGAUGUUGUCAUGUUUGAGUUGAGCAUCGGCUGUACAACGUCGUACAGCAGCACGGCCGGACUCAAUCUCCUGCCCGUACCGCUAACGAUGAGCACCAAUGCCAGCAACUACAACCUGGUGAACGGUCUGAACUGUCGCAGCAUCACGCCCUCGUCAGCGUGCCCGUACGAAUCACUCCCUUCCACUUACUACGGCUACGAUAAUGCCUUCAAGACGUUCCAGAGAAUUUCCUGGCAGUUCACUGCCGAUCAGAUGAACGUGCGUUUCCGUGUCGGUCCCACCGUGCUGGCAACCACCACACAGAUGCCACAGUUCUCCAUCGACAACGUCUACAUCGGCGCGCCGUGUCCCAACCACUGCUCCGGCCACGGCACGUGCACGGCGAGCCCGUCGCCCACGUGCGUGUGCGACAGCGGCUACUCCGGUACGGACUGCAACACGGCGGCUACCGCGCGACUGCAGCUGAUCAGCGACGACUUUGAGAGCGGAGCGCUGUCCGCAGCUACCUGGCAGCUGGUACAAGGCGGUAAGAUUGUCAGCGCUACAACGAGUGCAUCGUGCGGCGUCAUCUCCUCCGGAAACAAUCUCUACUUCAGUGGCGCCGGCCUGCGACAAGCAGUCACGGUGGACAUGGACACGACCGCGGUCGACUCCUCCAUUAUGUUCUACUUGCGUCAGGGUUCCAGUGGUCGACUGACAUCGUGUGAGACCAGUACCCUGACCAGUGAUUACCUGCUACUGCAGUACUCUAAGAAUGGUGGCACCACGUGGACUACACUCCGAGUGUUCACCAACGACUUCCUCACACCCAAGCAGUUCAACAUGACACUACCAUCCGGUGCCAAGUCUGUCAACACCCGCUUCCGCCUCUACCAAGUCGGAGUGCAACCCAAUGGUCAGAACCAGUGGGCAAUCGAUGCGGUGCGCAUCGGUCCGCCUAUGUCCCAGCUGACUCAGAUCUACGAUACGUUCGAUCCAAUCAACGGAAACUACUGGUCUAACUUGUACGGUGGAACGGUGGCUGGCUUCUGCUCUUCCACUGGUCGGGCUCUCACCUAUCUGCAACGCGAUCUUGGAACAGUGUUCACAACCAGUCAAGCCCGAACGGUGGUUGUGUCCCCUUCAUCACCGGCUGCUGUUCAGUUCAGUCUGGCAUUCAGUUGUACCCUUACGUCGUCCGAGCUAGCCUUGUACAACUCUGUGGGAAGUGCAGCAUUUGUCAAGCUGGAGUAUAGCAAUAACGGUGGAUUGACCUGGAAUAUGGUGUCGACAACAUGCAAACCGAAGAGUUACUCCUACGGUGUGCCGCAGUGUCCAUCUGGAAUCAUCAACGAGCCAUCAGCAUGGUUCUUCUUGCCCAACUCCGGCUGGAAACGCUUCUUUGUGAUGGUACCCAGUAACCAGAUCACCAGCAACACGAUGUUCAGAUGGCAGUCGGACCUGCUUCCCGCGCAGUCGUCGUUGACCAUCAAGCGACUCAACAUGAGAUACGCACUCGACAACGUGCUGAUCUCGGCCGCGUGUCCGUUCGCCUGCCGUGGACACGGGACAUGCCAGACCAAUGGCAAGUGUGUGUGUGACACUGGGUAUAACGGAACUGACUGUCAGCCGGCCGGCAAAUUGCCGGACGUGAUCAUUGAUGACUUUGAGGUGAGCGCCACCAGCAGUGCGUUGUGGAUGGAGACGAUGGGAGCCGUACGCACUACAGUUGGCUGCUCAACUGCUCCAACACCCGGCGUAUCCGGCUCACGUCUUCACUUCGGCAAGAUCGGACUCCGCCGCGCCACCACCAUCGACAUGGACACCACCUUUGCCACGCAGAUCACGUUCAGCUUUGUGCCGUCUGUGGGCCACUGCUCGCUGGCCAGCAAAUACAGUGCCGUGUUUGUUCUCUACUCUAGCAAUGGUGGACACUACUAUCAGUCUCUGAUGCAGAUCGAUAACAAUCUUGGAACGCAGACGUCAGGAAAUCUGAACAUCACUAUCAGCAUUCCAUCUGCAGCCAGAGGCAAUGCAGUACGCUUCAGGUGGUGGCAACCGGAUCACAACGACACUUAUGACGCCUUUGAGAUCGACAACGUCAACAUUGGCGGAGUCUGCAACACCGUGCCUUGCCUGAACGGAGGUACUUGCACGGAGAGCAGUUUGAACGCGUACACGUGUCAGUGUACGGCAGACUACAAGGGCAGCAGAUGUGAGCAGCACACCAACCCGUGUGCAACCAACCCUUGUCUCAACGGCGCUACCUGCAACAGAAACCAUGGCACAGCGUCAGCAUACUCUUGUUCGUGCACCGGCAACUUCACUGGCAGCCAAUGUCAGUACUUCAAGAAUGGCUGCACGCUGUCGCCGUGCAAGAACAACGCAACGUGUUUCGACUACAACAACCUGCCCACCAUCUUCACAUCGUCGUGCUUCGGCCGAUGCGGCCAGCCCAGCGUCGGCUCCAUCUGCAAGUGCGACGCUAGCUGCGAGCUGCUCGGCGGCUGCUGCACCAACUAUGCCAGUACGUGUAGCAAGCCGUUGCUCUCGAUGCAGUUCUCCUGCCAGUGUCAGGCCGGGUACACAGGGGUGCAAUGCGACACGCUGAUCGACAAUUGCCUGGCUGCGCCGUGCGGUGCCCAUGGCAACUGUACCAACGCCGUCAACUCAUACUCGUGCAGCUGCAGUGCGGGAUACACGGGCCGUGCCUGUCAGACGGAGAUCAACGAAUGCCAAUCGUCGCCGUGCCAGAACAACGCGACCUGUCAGGACGGCCUGAAUGGUUACACGUGUAAGUGUGUGACAGGCUGGAGUGGCACGCGAUGCCACACCAACGCCAACGACUGCCUGCUGCGGCAGUGCCUGAACGGCGCAACGUGCAUUGACGGCCUGGCAACGGUCACGUGCGUGUGUCCGGUGGGCUACACAGGUACCUACUGUCAGCUCGACGUCAACGAGUGUGCGUCCAGGUCGGGAGCGUCGUCGCAGCCGCCAUGUCAGAACGGCGCGCAGUGCGUCAACGUGUUUGGCAGCUUUCUCUGCAAGUGUCCGCCGGGUGUGACCGGCGAGCGGUGUCAGACUGCGCUGGACCUGUGCAGCACCGUCAACGGCUCGUACUGCCUGAACGGCGGCGUGUGCAUGCAGGCGGGCGCCACGGUGGCGUGCAACUGCACCGCGCAGUUCUACGGCUCGCGCUGCCAGUACCAGCGCAACUACUGCCAGACGGGGCCGUGCCUUGCCGGCGGUGUGUGCGUGUCUCUACCGACGUCCUACACGUGCAACUGUCCCGCGUGGCGUACCGGCUUGCGAUGUGAAACGGACCUGGACGAGUGUGUCUCGUCACCGUGCUUGAACAACGGCACGUGUAUCGACCGCCUCAACAACUACACCUGCAGCUGCCCGCCCACGUCCUAUGGCGACCGCUGCGAGAACACGAUCAACGUGUGCGCUAACCGACCGUGCUCUAACGGCGGCACGUGCUCCAUAUACAACGUGACGUCGUUCCAGUGCGCCUGUCCCGCGGAGUACACUGGUCUCGACUGCAGUCUGCCGGCCGAUCAGUGCCAGCCGAACCCAUGCGCCAACGGUGCCACGUGCUCGCGAGGACCGGGCGGAAUGGAUUACUCUUGCAACUGUGCCACCGGCUAUAACGGCACGCUCUGCGACGUCGUCAUCGACUACUGCGCCAAGCACGUGUGCUUGAACGGCGCCACGUGCACCAAUCACAUCGGCUUUGCCAAGUGCCAGUGUGCUCCUGGCUGGCAGGGUCUCAACUGUGAGUUGGACAUCAACGAUUGUCUGCCCAAUCCGUGCUACAACGGGGGAACGUGCAUCGACGGCAUCAACAACUUCACCUGCAACUGCACGAGUGCGUUCACCGGCAGCACCUGUCACACCGCCAUCGACCUGUGCGUGGUGGCACCGCCGUGCCAGAACGGUGGCACGUGUCUCUCGCUGAUCGGCGGUCGCUACCAGUGCCUGUGCACGGCCGAGUACGGCGGUUCGCAGUGCCAGACGCGACGCAGCCCGUGCCUGCGCUCCUCAUGCAGCCCGCACUCGAACUGCACGUGGGACGGCGUUAGCAACGGGUAUCAGUGCGCCUGUUUCCCAGACUAUACCGGUACCUACUGCACUAGCCAGAUCAACAACUGCAAGUUUGACAGCUGCUUGAACGGCGGCACGUGCAACGACGGCAUCAACUCCUUCUCCUGCCAAUGUCCGCUCGGCUACACGGGAAGCAGCUGCGAGACAAACGUGGACGAUUGCGUUGGAAACAACUGUACCAACGGCGCCACGUGCCUGGAUCUGAUUGCAGCACACAGCUGUCAAUGUGCCCCUGGUUACUCCGGCAACCGGUGCCAGACAAACAUCGAUGAUUGCGCCAACGUCACCUGCCUGAACCAGGGCACGUGCGUGGACGGCAUUGCGCGCUAUACGUGCACGUGCAUACACGGCUUCACCGGCCCCCAGUGCCAGCACAUCAUCGACCAGUGCACGCCGGCCAGCUGCCACAAUGGCGGUACGUGCAACCCCCAGCUCAACUCCUACACGUGCACGUGCGCGAGUGGCUACACGGGGGCAUCGUGCGAGACCAACGUCAACGAUUGUGUGCCCGGCGUGUGCGCCAAUGCUGGCACGUGUGUAGACGGACUCAACAGCUAUACGUGCCUGUGUGCUCCUGGCUUUACCGGCGUCAACUGCUCCACGAAUAUCGACGAUUGCGUCGCUAGCAACUGCAGCAACGGCGCGACGUGCGUCGAUGGCGUCAACACCUACUCUUGCUUCUGUGCAGCCGGGUUCACUGGCCAGCGCUGUGAGGUCAACAUCAACGAUUGUAUUGGCGUUGUGUGCCACAACGGCGGCCAGUGCUUCGAUCUCGUCAAUGACUACGUGUGCACUUGCUCUCUGGGAUUCACCGGUCGUCAUUGCCAGACCAACAUUGACGACUGUCUGACAGCGGUGUGCCGCAACGGUGGAUCGUGUGUCGACGGACUGGGCGCGUACACCUGCGCGUGUCCCACGGCGUUCACCGGCCGUCACUGCGAGACGCAGCAGGACUUCUGCCCGCUGAACAAGUGCCAGAACGGCGCCAGCUGCGUGACCUCCAAUACCAGCUACACAUGUACGUGUCCGCUGGGAUUCACGGGCACGUACUGCCAGAGUAAUAUUGACGAUUGCGUCGCCAACAACUGCCAGAACGGCGCAAGCUGCGUGGACGGCAUUGCCUCGUACUCCUGUCUAUGCUUCCCCGGUUACACCGGGCAGAUGUGUCAGACGAAUAUUGACGAUUGCCUCGGCAACAACUGCAUGAACAACGCCACGUGUGUGGAUGCGCUGCAGAGCUAUUCAUGCAUGUGUGUGGCUGGGUUCACCGGUACGCACUGCCAGACGAAUAUCAACGAUUGUGCCACCGCACCGUGUGCACAGGGAGCGACGUGCGUGGACGGCGUGGACCGCUACACAUGUGUGUGCCCGCUAGGGUUCACUGGCACCACGUGUCAGACGAACAUCGACGAUUGCGUCGGAAACACAUGCCAGAACAACGCAAGCUGCGUGGACGGCAUUGCCACGUACUCGUGUGCGUGUGUGGCCGGCUUUACGGGACAGCGAUGCCAGACCAACGUAGAUGAAUGCAGUGUGGAGCCAUGCGUGAAUGGUGGCACGUGUCAGGACGGCAUCAACACCUACUCGUGUGUGUGUUCGCCAGGGUAUACUGGUCCAACGUGUGCGGCCGUCAUCCACACUUGCACCAUCACCAGCUGCCUGAACGGGGCUACAUGCGUAGAGGCCACCGCUUCUUUCACGUGCCAAUGCGCCGCUGGUUGGACGGGAGCAUCGUGUGAGACGAACAUUGACAACUGUGUGAACUCCACGUGUCGCAACGGAGCCAGGUGUGUGGACGGACUUGGCAGUUACACCUGCGCUUGCCUGGCCGGAUUCACAGGCAAGAUGUGCGAGACGAAUAUCAACGAUUGUGUUGCUAACCAAUGUCAGAACAAUGCUAGCUGUGUGGACGGUGUGAAUACGUAUACCUGCAACUGUGUGGCGGGUUUCACCGGUCCAAUGUGUCAGACCAAUGUGGACGAUUGCGUGGCGCAUCCGUGUCGCAACUCUGGAACGUGCGUGGACGGCGUCAAUAUGUACACGUGCAACUGUGCAGCGGGCUACACUGGACCUAGGUGCGGCACGGUGGCACACACAUGCACGGCGAGUAGCUGCUUCAACGGCGCAACCUGCGUCAACGGUCUCAACACCUUCACCUGUCAGUGUGCCGCUGGUUUUACUGGUGCUGCGUGCCAGACCAACGUGAAUGAUUGCACAGCCACCAGCUGUAGCAAUGGUGCUACGUGCGUCGACGGCAUAAACUCUUUCACUUGCAAUUGCGCCGCCGGUUUCACUGGCACGACAUGUCAGACGAACAUCGAUGAUUGCCCGGGUAACCAAUGUCAGAACGGUGCAACAUGCAUGGACGCUGUCGACUCCUACACCUGUAGCUGUGUGGCGGGAUUCACUGGGCAAAUGUGUCAGAGCAAUAUUGAUGAUUGCGCUGCAUCACCGUGUAAGAAUGCUGGCAGCUGUGUGGAUGGUAUUAACAUGUAUACGUGCACAUGCGCAGCUGGAUUCACGGGAACCAUGUGUCAGACCAAUAUCAACGAUUGUGCCACCGCGCCGUGCCAGAACUCGGGUACAUGCCAGGACGGUGUGAACACAUACACGUGUGUGUGUGCGGCGGGAUUCACCGGGCCAAUGUGUCAGACAAAUAUCGACGACUGUGCCACUAACCCAUGCCAGAACUCGGCCACUUGUGUGGACGGAAUUGACGCGUACACGUGCUCAUGCGUGGCGGGUUUCACGGGACGCAUGUGUCAGACGAACGUAGACAAUUGCGUCGCAGCACCCUGUCAGAAUGGUGGAACUUGUAUGGACUUGGUCAACACCUAUAGCUGUGUCUGCGCAUCAGGCUAUACUGGGCCGAACUGCGAGAACGUGGCCAAUACGUGCACUGCAACGAGCUGCCGCAACGGUGGAACCUGCGUCGGUGGCCUCAACACCUUCACGUGUACAUGCGCCAGCGGAUUCACCGGCACGGCAUGCCAGACCAACGUGAAUGAUUGCACAGCCACCAGCUGUAGCAAUGGUGCUACGUGCAUCGACGGCAUAAACUCUUUCACUUGCAAUUGCGCCGCCGGUUUCACGGGCACGACAUGUCAGACGAAUAUCGACAAUUGCCCGGGUAACCAAUGUCAGAACGGUGCAACAUGCAUUGACGCUGUCGACUCCUACACCUGUAGCUGUGUGGCGGGAUUCACUGGGCAAAUGUGUCAGAGCAAUAUUGACGAUUGCGCUGCAUCACCGUGUAAGAAUGCUGGCAGCUGUGUGGAUGGUAUUAACACGUAUACGUGCACAUGCGCAGCUGGAUUCACGGGAACUAUGUGUCAGACCAAUAUCAACGAUUGUGCCACGGCGCCGUGUCAGAAUUCGGGUACAUGCCAGGACGGAAUCAACUCAUACACGUGUAUGUGUGCGGCGGGAUUCACGGGGCAGAACUGCCAGACAAACGUGGAUGAUUGCGCCGGCGUUACGUGCAGCAACGGUGGCUUGUGUGUCGACGGCAUCGACAUGUACACAUGCAACUGCGCACCUGGUUUCACGGGAGCAACUUGCCAGACAAACCCUGAUGAUUGCUCGGGAGUAACGUGCAUGAAUGGUGGCUCGUGUGUGGAUGGCUUGAACGCUUACACUUGCAGCUGCGCGCCUGGUUUCACCGGGAAAAUGUGCGAGACGAAUAUCGACGAUUGUGCCGCGGCUACGUGCUGGAACGACGGAUCGUGUGUGGAUGGUUUGAACACCUACACGUGUAGUUGUGUGCUCGGUUUCACGGGUAAGAACUGCGAGACGAAUAUCAACGACUGUGCUGGCGUGACCUGUUUGAACGGUGGCUCCUGUCUCGACGGCGUGAACUCACACACGUGCACAUGUGUGGCUGGCUUCACCGACGCACAGUGCCAGACCAACAUCAAUAACUGUGUCACGGGUGCGUGCAUGAACGGUGGCACUUGCGUCGACGGCAUAACUGUCUACAGCUGUACCUGCCCGAGCGGAUUCACCGGCACUCGUUGCGAAACCAACGUCGACGAUUGUGUGGGUGUGAGCUGCCAGAAUGGAGGAUCGUGUGUGGAUGGUGUAAAUAGUUAUAAUUGCAGCUGUGCUGCCGGAUUCACUGGGAAAAUGUGCCAGACGAAUAUUGACGAUUGCGCGGGCGUUACCUGCCAGAACGGCGGUGUGUGUGUGGACGGUAUCAGUGCGUUCACGUGCAGCUGUGCCGCGGGAUUCACGGGGCGGACGUGUCAGUCGAACGUGGACGAUUGCGCCGGAGCUCCGUGCCUGAACGCCGGCACGUGUGUGGACGGCGUGGACACAUACACUUGCACAUGCCCGAUGGGAUUCAGCGGGCGGUGGUGUCAGACAAAUAUCGACGAUUGUGUCGGAACGCCGUGCCAGAACGGACAGUGCGUGGACGGCGUGAACGACUUCACGUGCAUGUGCAACGCGGGCUUCACGGGCAGAACAUGUCAGACGUCGAUCAACCACUGCCAGGGACACAAGUGCAUGAACUUUGCGCCGUGCGUCAACGCACAGACGGGAUACACGUGUUCAUGCACCACGGGUUUCACCGGUCACCUCUGCCAGUCGCGUGUGGACUACUGCGCCGCGGGACCGUGCGCUAACGGAGCCACGUGCGUGAGCUCACACACUGGGUACACGUGCCAGUGUGCGACAGGUUUCACAGGGGCCCAGUGCCAGGUGGACAUAUUCUGUUCCCCCAAGCCGUGCCGCAACGGGGGCACGUGCACAAACGGACGCUGCGCGUGCGCCACGGGCUGGACGGGCGCCACGUGCACGAGCGCGAGCGGCUCGGCCACGUGCGCCACUCUGUGCUGCGCCAACGGUGGCACGUGUCACGAGACGGUCAACGGUAACUUGUGCACGUGCACGCCUGGUUGGGGUGGUGUGCGCUGUGUCCAGGCUACCUGUGACAAUCAGGACUGCCAUCGCCGUGGACAGUGCUACCUCACUGCUAGCAAUCUCACCGCCGCUUGCAAGUGCGAGACGGGAUACGCCGGAUCAACGUGCCAGAAUAUAGUACCUGUUGUGACAGCUGCCACUGCCGGCCCGUGUGCAGCAGUUGACUGCGGUGGCAAUGGUCGAUGUGCUGAUGGAGUGUGCGUGUGCAACGCCGGCUGGUCCGGUGCCAAGUGCGCUAACCCCAUCGGGGCCACGUGCGCCACGCUACGGUGCGCUAACACCGCCACUUGUCACGAGACCACGCAGGGAUUUGUGUGCCAGUGUGCUCCCGGCUGGACGGGUACGCGCUGCAUCGUGGGGACGUGUGCCAAUCAAGACUGCAAUGGCCGGGGACGAUGUACUCUCCUGGAGGGAAACACCUCUUCAAAAUGCGUUUGCAACGAAGGAUAUUCCGGUGACUCCUGCCAGAUAUCGGGUGAAGGCGGCAAUGCUGAAGGCAACACCGGCAGCAGCUCCUCCGUACCGAUAUGGGUCAUCAUCGUGGCUGUCGUCGGCGGCAUUCUUGUUCUCGUCAUCAUCAUCGCCGUGGUGAUACUGCGCUCGCGCCGACAUAAGGUCUAUAUCGUUCCCAAUAGCGACAGUACCUCUCAGAUGCACUACACUAACCCACUGUACGACACCUACCAGCGCGGCGAGAAUCUCGAGCAGGCGCUGUCCGACAAGCGUGCGGCCGCCGCGGGUACUGGCCCCAGUGCUGCUGCUGCUCAAGGCAAGCUUGGCGUGAUGGACAUGGACGGUGAGGAGGGCUACGAGCAGAUGGGACCAAGUGACCCCACCGACAUUGGCUAUGAGGACAUGGACGGCACCGAAGGCCUCAUCAACUAAGACCUGCCUGUGUCCAGCUGCUGCUCCGGCUGCUGCAGCUUCCUUGCUUCGCUGCUAUGAUUUUAGCGUCGCUGCUGCUGCUGCUGCUGCUGCUGCUACUGCUGCUGCUAACGCGCUCCAACUUACCUGUCGGCUUCAUCAUACCCGUCGUUUUCCUCUUCUCAUGUAGCCACACAAUGUCAUGUUUUGCACUGCACAACGUCUGGUCAGCCGACAGCCGACAGCCCAGUGUCUGCGUUUAUAUUCAUGUUCUCCCUCCUCAUCAUUAUCACUCCAUUUUGUUAGUUUUAAAAGCACUGCAUGUUUAGUCAUCAAGUACGCGCAAGCUCCGGUCAAUCUUACUUUCCGUAUAGUUGCUAAUCCUGCUUGUUUUCGCAUUGUUUAGUUCACUAAUUGCGUAUUGGGUUUUUUAUGUCGGUCUUUUGCAUCCGUGCGCUCAUUUAGGAAGGUGAAAGCUGGCCCGGAAAAGGGCUAAGAUAGCUGCUCUGUCUAGAUUUCAGGUCUGCUGCCGCAGUCGCUCUUCUUGAAGAGUAAUGCAACUGUCUGUGUGCGCGCGUAUGUAUGUGCGCGUUUCCGUUUGUGUCUGUGUGUUUGCUGGCUCAAAUACACGCCGUCGAUUUUUUUCAUUUUAAAAUUCCUGUUCCUGUCGUUCUGCCAUUCCAUGAUAUUACUUGUGUUAUUGUUAUCUGCCUCACUAUUGGCUAGACCGGCUUUACUCUGAGAACAAUAAUAUCUGUUCAAACCAUGA